AUUAAUUAUGCAGCAAAUAAUACGAGCGAAUUGGCUGCGAGAUUUAUGGGGUUUUUUUCUAUUUAAUCUCUGUUAUAUUUUUUUCAGGAACUAUGCCUUUGAGGUUCUGAAGUGUACCACAUUGCAAAUACAAUUUUACGGAAAGAAAAUUAAUAAUUAUGAAUGCAUGGACCAGUUUGAGAAUCUAUCCCUGCACACGCAAAAGGGGAUAGAAUUUCUCGAAAGGUAUGGCCACUUCAUUCGAGAUCGAUGCGCCAUCGAAGUGGAAUACGCUGCAAAACUCAGACGUCUUGUGAAGAGCUAUCAACCUAAGAAGAAAGAGGAGGAGGAUUAUCAGUACAGUCCUUGUCGGGCGUUCAAGAUGGAGCUGAACGAGGUGAACGAUCAGGCGGGACAGAGGGAAGUGAUCGCGGAGAAUCUGCAAGCGAACGUGUUAAGGGAAUUGAAUAUUCUCGUGAAAGAUUUCAAAGAGGAUCGUAAGAAGCAUCUUCAAGAGGGUGCCAGAUUAAUGGCCACCUUGACCGGUCAAAUUGGGAAUCUGGAACGAGCCAGGAAGGCGUACGAGAAGGCAUUCCGUGAGGCGGAAAGAGCGGUCGAGAAUUAUCAGAGGGCAGACGCUGAUCUACAUCUUUCCAGAGCAGAAGUAGAGAAGCAGAGGAUGAACAUGACUUUAAAGACUCAGCAAAGCGAAGAGGCCAAGACCGAGUACGCGAACCAGUUACAGAAAACAAACGAUAUGCAAACACAGCAUUACCACACGGCCAUGCCAGAAGUAUUUCAACACCUUCAGGAACUUGACGAGAAGAGAAUAAAGAAUAUGCGAAACUACAUGUUAAAAUCUGUCGAGAUAGAACGAGCAGUGGCACCGAUAAUUGCUCAAUGUUUAGACGGUAUCGAGAAAGCAGCGAACGAGAUCAACGAAAAGGAAGACACAUUAUUGGUGAUCGAACGUUACAAGAGCGGUUUCCAACCUCCAGGAGAUUUCCCGUUCGAAGAUCUAUCCGUGGCUAAAACGUACGAUAGCAAUAGUCAGUUAUCGCAACCAGUGAUGCAGCCUAUACACAAUCACCUUACGGUAAAGGGCACCGUUUCCGGCGGUAAAAUUAAGAAGAGGGUCGGUCUUUUCGGCAUAUUCAGUAGCAAUAAGAAGUUGAUCGAGGUGUGCAUAGCUUUAAAGAACAACGUGCCCGGAUACGGUGACGGUGCGAAGGAGGAUUGUAGCGACCUGCCUCCGAAUCAACGGAAGAAAAGACUUCAACAAAGGCUAGAUGAAAUUCAAGCAAAGAUUCAACAAGAAACUGCAGCGAGGGACGGUUUGAUGAAGAUGAAGGGUGUAUACGAACAAAAUCCUGCUUUAGGCGAUCCAAUGAGUAUAGAAGGGCAACUGAAUCAAUCGAGCAACAAGCUGGAUAAACUCGGAGCAGAGUUGGCAAAGUUUCAAGGAUAUCUCGAGGAAGCAAUGCGCGCUGGCGUCAGCCUGUCCAGUCCCAGUCAAGCUCCACGAAAACCUACCAGCAAUGGUUCUGCAACGAGACCGCUCAGUUCAAGAAGAUCCAGUCAUUCGGGAGGCGAGGAGAGCCUUUCAAGAUCAGCAUCUGAUUCGAGCGUUAGCAACACGAACGCGAACCAAUCGAUGCAUAAGAAAAGUGCUCCCGGUACGCCGCAACCUACGCAUGGUUCCACGAAUAGCCCGGAAUCUGGCCUUGGAGAAUCGAGGACAUCUCUUCCUGGUAGCGGCGGUGAAGAGUAUUAUGUCGAUGAAAUUGAUGCUCAACCACCAUUGGGAACGUGUAGGGCGCUUUAUCCUUUCGAUGCUACCAGCGAAGGUUCCAUACCGAUGUACGACGGUGAAGAGUUGUACAUGAUCGAAUUAGAUCAAGGGGACGGUUGGACGCGUGUCCGUCGUAUAUCUCAACCAAUCGAGGGCUUUGUACCUACCUCUUAUAUCGAGUGUCACCUAUAUAACACUUAGCCACUUUUCUUGAAACGUUAAACAGGAAGACGAAGUGAAGUUUAAACAAGCUUAUUAAAACGCUAUCGGUUCAAUAAUACACGGUUAGUUUAUUGAUAACCGUGAUAAAGAAUAAGGAAUAGCGAUUACGAGAUUCUUUUUAUACAAUCGACGAGGAGGAGAGCUUAUGUGUGCGUGCCUGUCUGUAUCUGUGUAUGUGUGUGCGUUGGUUGAUCGGCUGGCACACAGGAUUCCAGAAUUACUGCCUGCUCACAAGUGAUGGGCCUAAAUGUUAACGAACGAUUUCGUAUUAAUGAAAAUCGACGACUACGUGCCAAUGUUUCGACCUUUUCCGAAAGAGCGUAAUUACUUGUCAGAAAUUUAGUCAAUUAUUACCCAGCACACGUCUCCUCUCCUUUUUCAAUCAGCUUAUCGAACAAGGAAAGAAGAAAAUGGAAACUAGUUUUGUCUUGCAGAUCUAGCUCCGUUCAAAGAAUGGAAAAUCUUAAACUCACUUAAUUACUAAAUAGGACAUUAAGAUCGUACAAUUAUUUAGAACGAUAUUGUUGCAUCUAAUCAUUAAAAAAAGAAAUUUGUUCGUACAGAUUCAGCUGUACGAUACAAGUUUUUCAAAGAAAACGAUAAAAUGCACCCUGAUCACUUCUGUAAAUGUGCCUCUAUAAACGUGAACGUGCACAAGCGAACGAGUUAAAAACUCUAUUGAUGAAAGUAAAUACUUUCCCAUGAACGUAAUACGUGCCCAGCCUAUACACGUCACGGAUGAAUAUUGUGAUUGUUGUAACUGCACGAGGUUUGUGUAUUAUUUUUCCCUUAUUUUCUUUCGAUCGACUCGAUUGUAAAGUAGGCAACUCUAAUUCGCGUUAUCUUUGCCGAGGAUCAAGAAACUGACCAAUCCUAGUGUUAAUUUUUUUUUUUUUUUUUUUU
Messenger RNA from Osmia lignaria (orchard mason bee), 2896 nucleotides. RefSeq names its product formin-binding protein 1-like Cip4 (gene Cip4). The record is from RefSeq and is a predicted model, not a curated record. Gene Ontology annotation, molecular function: protein binding. NCBI's taxonomy places the organism in Eukaryota, Metazoa, Arthropoda, Insecta, Hymenoptera, Megachilidae. Gene Ontology annotation, biological process: signal transduction.